This is a messenger RNA of Daphnia magna, 704 nucleotides long. RefSeq lists its product as uncharacterized. The record is from RefSeq and is a predicted model, not a curated record. The coding region runs from base 1 to 270 and encodes 89 amino acids. NCBI's taxonomy places the organism in Eukaryota, Metazoa, Arthropoda, Branchiopoda, Diplostraca, Daphniidae. The transcript is spliced from 2 exons.
AUGAGGGGAGGAAAAGUACAACCCGUUUUGGAAGGACACGCUUUGGCGUCUGCAGCGGAUGAGAAAAUAUUUUUGGUCUAUGAAAGAGAGUUACUUGUUCGACGAGGCACUGGGGCACCCAAGACGGCCGUACCACAUAGGUAUAAACAUGAAAGGAAAACCCCAAACCCCAUUGUGUAUGCGUGUAAUCUAGCAUGGGCGCGCCUAGUGGAUUACAUCAUUUAUCCUGAAAGACGUGUGUGUCAACUUAACCGUUUUCUUUCUUUUUAAGAGAUCAGAUGCUCGCUAAAGACGAGUGGAACAAACAAUCAUGUUUCGACCGGCGCUCAGACGAGAGGAGUAAAAACGAGCGAGUAUCCAUCCCUUCGACAUAAUCAUUUCUUUUUUUGUUUUUGUUUUUUUUUUGUUUGUUUUUGUUUUGUGGUUUCGGGUUCAAGAGGGACGGUGAAGAAAAUAGAAACAAGACACGAGAACACAACCGACGAAUUACACACCGACCCACAGUGCACUGGCAAGUCGGAGGUGCUCCGUCCCCAUGAGAGACACGAAAACAAGAAACCCACAACUAAGAUAACGCACAAAGGAAAAAAGAAUAAAACUUCCCUAUUUUAGUUUUUGGCAGUUGGUACGUUUGAUUCUCCCGCAAUUUUCUGGAAAUUUACUUUUAUUGGGUUUUUCUUCCCCCCAAGAUUUCACACUUUUUU